This is a messenger RNA of Phragmites australis (common reed), 1255 nucleotides long. Its product is annotated as gibberellin 20 oxidase 3-like. Gene Ontology annotation, biological process: gibberellin biosynthetic process; response to light stimulus; unidimensional cell growth. Lineage: Eukaryota; Viridiplantae; Streptophyta; Magnoliopsida; Poales; Poaceae. The record is from RefSeq and is a predicted model, not a curated record. Bases 33 to 1139 code for a protein of 368 amino acids. Gene Ontology annotation, molecular function: gibberellin 20-oxidase activity. The transcript is spliced from 2 exons.
CUCGUCGUCGGUGCACGGCAAGAUCGGUCGGCAUGGGCUUGGUGUUCGACGCCAGGGUGCUGAGCCGGGAGGAGAGCAUCCCGGCGCAGUUCGUGUGGCCCGCGGAGGAGGCGCCGGCCGCCACCGGCGGCGCCGGCGCAAUGGAGGAGAUUGCCAUACCGGCGGUGGAUCUUGGUGAGUUCCUGCGCGGCGGCGGUGCCGUCCCGCGCAGCGUGGCCGAGGCGUGCGAGCGGCACGGGUUCUUCUUGGUGGUGAACCACAGCGUGGACCCGGCGCUGCUCGCCGAGGCGUACCGCUGCCUCGACGCCUUCUACGCGCGACCGCUCGUCGAGAAGCAGCGCGCGCAGCGCCGCCCCGGGGAGAACCACGGGUACGCCAGCAGCUUCACGGGCCGGUUCGACUGCAAGCUGCCGUGGAAGGAGACGCUGUCGUUCAACUGCUCUGCCGCGUCGGGGAGCGAGCGCGCGGUCGCUGACUACUUCGUCGCCGUCCUCGGCGAGGAGUACCGCUACAUGGGGGAAGUGUACCAGAAGUAUUGCGACGUGAUGACGCGCCUGGCGCUGGACAUCACGGAGGUGCUCGCGGCGGCACUGGGCCUCCCGGAUCGCUGCGUGCUGCGCGGCUUCUUCGCCGACGGCGACUCCGUGAUGCGGCUGAACCACUACCCGCCGUGCCGGCAGCCGCACCUGACGCUGGGGACCGGCCCGCACCGCGACCCGACGUCGCUGACGUUGCUGCACCAGGACAACGUCGGCGGGCUGCAGGUGUUCACCGACGGCGCGUGGCGCGCCGUGCGGCCCCUCGCGGACGCGUUCGUCGUCAACAUCGGCGACACCUUCGCCGCGCUCACCGACGGGCGCCACGCCAGCUGCCUCCACCGCGCCGUAGUGAACAGCGCCGCCGCGCGCAGGUCGCUCACCUUCUUCCUCAACCCACAGCUGGACCGCGUCGUCCGCCCGCCGGACGCGCUCGCCGGCGCCGAACGCCCGCGCGCGUACCCCGACUUCACGUGGCGCGAGUUCCUCGAGUUCACGCAGAAGCACUACCGGUCGGACGCGAGCACCAUGGACGCCUUCGUGUCGUGGAUCAUGGCAGGCCGGGGCAAUGGCGACGGCCAUAGCGGACAGGAGGAGAAGUGAUUGAUCUCUAGCUCAUAUGCAGUAAUGGUGGUGCAUCCAUGGACGCAGGAAUUGGUCGCCUAGCUAGAUGCAUAGCUCUUCAUGGAUGCAUGUAAUGGAUAUGGAACAAACUGUGC